UGGAAAAGGUGGGUGUCACCUAACUGUCUCACCCAAAAUGCACACACACACAAACAAUAAUAUUUAUAUAAGUCAGACAGCGCACGUCUCCCUCUAACUGACAUUCACUUGAUUACAGACACUGAAACACAGAGUCAUGGCUGACAACCACCCAGGCUGGCUUUCAGUGAAGAAGAGGGAGAAGAAAGGAGAGAGCAAACCAUUGGAGAAGGAGGAGGAGCAGGAGAAGGAGCAGAAGAAGGAGAAAGUGUUGAAGACAGGAUACCAAGUUGUGAAGACGGGAUACCAACACCAACCAGGGGAGGCGAGGAAGAAGGAGGGAGGCGGAGAGAAGACAGGUGGAACGGAGGAGAUAACAGAGGUAGCAGAAGGAGGAGUGGAAAAUGGAGAGUUUGAAACCAUCGAGCUGCCACCAUGGGAGAUCGUCACUGGGGAGCAGAUGAGUCCGUUCUACUUUAAGUUCCAAUUCCGGAACGUUGAGUAUUCAUCUGGUCGUAAUAAGACGUUGCUAUGUUACCGCGUGGAGACUCCGGAGGGCACCACUGAUCCACUACAGGGAUACAUGGAGGACGAACACGCCACCACACACGUAGAGGAGGCCUUCUUCACACGGGUGUACCCUCGUACCAACUCUGUGACUCAGAUUCCCCCUCUAGGUGUACCGUCCUACCAACUCUUUGACUCAGAUUCUCCCUCUAGGUGUACCCUCGUGUACCCUCCUACCAACUCUGACUCAGACAUAUCAGAUUCCCCUCUAGGUGUACCCUCCUACCAACUCUUUGACUCAGAUUCUCCCUCUAGGUGUACCCUCGUGUACCCUCGUACCAACUCUGUGUACCCUCGUACCAACUCUGACUCAGAUUCUCCCUCUAGGUGUACCCUCCUACCAACUCUGACUCAGAUUCUCCCUCUAGGUGUACCCUCCUACCAACUCUGUGACUCAGAUUCUCCCUCCUCUGACUCAGAUUCUCCCUCUAGGUGUACCCUCCUACCAACUCUGACUCAGAUUCUCCCUCUAGGUGUACCCUCCUACCAACUCUGUGACUCAGAUUCUCCCUCUAGGUGUACCCUCGUGUACCCUCCUACCAACUCUGUGACUCAGAUUCUCCCUCUAGGUACCGUACUCAACUCUGACUCAGAUUCUCCCUCUAGGUGUACCCUCGUGUACCCUCGUACCAACUCUGACUCAGAUUCUCCCCUUCUCACCCACAGGUCCUCCCCACUAGGUGUCCUCAGACUGAGAAAGAAUCUCCGCCUCUACCUCCUCAUGUCCCGCCUCUUCCUGUGGGAGGAGCCUGAGAUAAAGGUGGGCCUGCGGUGCCUGGCAUCACUGGGUGUGAGGAUAAGGAUGAUGAAGCCGCCUGACUUCUUGUCUGUCUGGGAAACGUUUGUAGAGAAGGAGGAGGACAUGACCUUUAACCCCUGGGAGGACUGUCAGGACAACUACCAAUACUACCAGUACAGACUCAACAUCAUCCUCAAGUAAAGGUGCAAAACCAUUUCACACCCCCACACCCUGACUACACCCCCACACCCUGACUACAACCCAUCUACACCCUGACUACAACCCAUCUACACCCUGACUACAACCCCAUCUACACCCUGACUACAACCCCAUCUACACCCUGACUACAACCCAUCUACACCCUGACUACAACCCCAUCUACACCCUGACUA
Molecule: messenger RNA, 1677 nt
Organism: Oncorhynchus tshawytscha (Chinook salmon)
Lineage: Eukaryota; Metazoa; Chordata; Actinopteri; Salmoniformes; Salmonidae
Exons: 14
Coding region: 137-1486 (449 amino acids)
Biological process (GO): cytidine to uridine editing
Cellular component (GO): nucleus; cytoplasm
Molecular function (GO): cytidine deaminase activity; RNA binding
Source: RefSeq, a predicted model, not a curated record